Molecule: messenger RNA, 1067 nt
Organism: Amoebophrya sp. A25
Lineage: Eukaryota; Dinophyceae; Syndiniales; Amoebophryaceae
Source: the annotation of a GenBank genome assembly
GUUUGGAUUGUAAAACCGGAAGAUGGGUCACAAGGGGAUGGAAUUUUUCUCGUAGACCGCUUUCGCAAUCUGGAAAUCAAGGCGAGUCAUUGCAAGAAUGCGGUCGUGCAAAAAUACGUUUUGUGGCGGUCGUUGCUUUUGGGUGGUCUGAAAUUCGAUUUUCGAGUGUAUGCGAUUGUCGUUGGACUUACGGCUUGUUCUUGCGUAAUCCAUUAAGAUCUCUGUGUUGAUGAGAUGCAACAACUACUGAGCAAGAUCUCUCUUGGUGCCCUCGACUUGAUCUCUCUAAUGUCCUCGGUGGAGACGACGACGCCGAAGAAGACAGCUCAACAAUGCGAGUGUUCCUGUGCAAAGAACAAGGUCUUGGUCGGUUUUGCACUUCGAAGUAUGAGGCACCGGACUCGAAGAACCUUGCGAAUGCGCAGAAACACCUGACCAAUUACAGCAUUCAAAAGCGUCAAGAAGGGUAUGUACGCGAGGGGGAGGUAAAAGAUGUAGGAGGAGAUGCGCUGACGCAAGUAGGAGGAGAUGAAGUUGCUAUGCAGCUACUGGACAAGCAGUUGGAAGAAGAUGCACAACCGGCGAUGCCGCAAGUAGAACAGGUGCAAACAGCUGAAGCUGAUAUAGAAUCUCCACCAGCAGCUUCUGGAAUUCCUGUUCUACCUGAAGCUUCCGAAGAUCAAGAUUCGUCAACCGCCGCUCCAGGACCCAAUAAUGUGACAGAACGGGAUGCCUCCAAAAGGUCACUCACAGUGGCAUUAGAACAACUUGGUGAAGAAUCCGGCACAAAUUUCCACGAGGAUGAAUUUUGGACGCAAUUGCAGGAGAUGGUGUCUCAGUGGGUUACCGCAAUCGAGCCUGUGCUAAUCGCGUCGUAUCGACCCUUUGAUGUGUUGGCGAGGAGUCUUUCUCCUGACCAAGAGACCGACACUAAUUCUACUGUUGUUUCACCACCUACGCUUCACUCUUGUCCUUGUUUUCAAGUAUUAGGAUUCGAUGUGCUUCUGGAUACGGAAAUGCGACCGCACUUGUUGGAGGUGAACAACUCUCCGAGUCUGAGUAUUGAU